Molecule: messenger RNA, 4430 nt
Organism: Nymphaea colorata (pocket water lily)
Lineage: Eukaryota; Viridiplantae; Streptophyta; Magnoliopsida; Nymphaeales; Nymphaeaceae
Product: mediator of RNA polymerase II transcription subunit 33A-like
Exons: 12
Coding region: 172-4155 (1327 amino acids)
Biological process (GO): regulation of phenylpropanoid metabolic process
Cellular component (GO): mediator complex
Source: RefSeq, a predicted model, not a curated record
AAACGUUAAACAAGGAUGCUUUUCCCAUCUCCCCACGGGCAGGGAAGGCACGCACGUAUCUUGCAGUCGAGAGCUCUCGUCCCAAGCUGAAGGGUUUUCAAAUGGUUAAUAUUCUUGAUUUGGGUCAAGGAAGUGGCUGGCUUUGCUGCCGCUGAAAGGGGGAGUGCAGAAAUGGCGGUGAGCGUACCAACGGCUCUCUGGGAUGGAGUGCUGGACAUCACCAAGAGAUGUCAGAAGAAGCGCGAGGAGCCCUUUCUUUGGGCCAUCCAAAUCUCCGGCCACCUCAACAUGUGCGGCGUCUCCCUGCCUAGUGUUGAGCUUGCCCAUAUCUUGGUCUUUCAUAUUUGCUGGGAUAACAACGUGCCCAUCGCGUGGAAGUACUUGGAACAGUCUAUCUCUUCCAAGAUUGCUCCCCCCAUUCUCGUUCUUAGCUUGGUUUCUGCAAGGGCGAUUCCAUGUCGUCGCUCCCGACCUGCUGCUUACAGGCUUUGUCUUGAAUUACUCAAGAGGCAUGCCUUCUCAUAUGAAUCUCAAAUAAGUGGACUGCAUUGUCGAAGGAUAAUGAAAUCCGUGGAUGACGCCCUUCACCUGUACCAGGUUUUUGGUGUUCAAGAGCCAGGACCCGGAGAAGUGGUGGUCAAAUUUGUUUUUGCGAUUGUUUUGAAGUUGCUUGAUGCAACUCUGGAAGACGAUGGGUUGCAAGAUGUGAGCACUGAGAAACAGUUCAAAUGGGCAAGCCAACAAGACAUGGAAGUGGAUGUUCAAGACCAAGCUGAUGGGAAAAAAGAGGAAAUUCGGGAAGCUUUACGGAAAUCAAACAGUGUGGAGGCAGUUAAACUCAUUGGUCAAUUUUUGCAGCACAAACUAACUUCAAGGCUUCUCAGACUAGCAUCAAAGAACCUGGCCUCACAAUGGGAAGGCUUUAUGAGGUGCUUGACACUGCUAGAGGCUAAAUCAAUUUCAGUAAGGAAUUCGGGCUCUUCAGAGUCUUUACUGCAUUUGUCUUCACAUAUACAAAAAAGCUUUAGUCAAGAGUUCAAAGACACUCAGCAUCCAUCAAUAAGGGCCUUGAUUAACAUUAGACCUUUGGCACCCUCCACCUAUCAAAAUCAUGGAGCUAACAGGUCUUCACUUUGGAUCCCUCUGGAUCUAUUCCUAGAAGAUACAAUGGAUGGAUCACAAGUUACAGCUGCGUCUGCUAUCGAAAGUCUUGCAGAUUUAGUCAAGUCUCUUCAAGCUAUCAAUGGAAUUACCUGGCACGAGACUUUCUUAGGUUUGUGGAUGGCAGCUCUUAGAUUUGUCCAAAGGGAAAGGGACCCAAUUGAGGGGCCUGUACCACGCCUCGAUGCACGAUUAUGCAUCUUACUGUGUAUUACAACACUCGCCAUUGCUGAUAUUAUUGAGGAAGAAGAUACAGCCUUAGCUGAUGAAAGAGAAUCCAUGGAUACCAGUCAGAGAAAAGAGAAGCCAGUGAUAGGGCAACGACGGAAGGAUCUAAUAACCAGCUUGAAGAUGCUUGGUGAUUUUGAAAGCUUGCUCGCACCUCCCCAGUCGGUUAUUUCUGUGGCAAACCAAGCAGCUGCCAAAGCAGUGAUGUUCAUUUCUGGCUUCAAAGUUGGAGGUGGCUACUUUGAUAGCAUCAGUUUGAAUGAUGUGCCUAAUAAUUGUGCUGGAAACAUGCGGCACCUGAUUGUUGAGGCAUGCAUAGCAAGACAUUUGCUGGACACAUCUGCAUAUUUUUGGCCAGGAUAUGUGCGUGGGCACAUGAACCAGGUACCAAGAAAUAUGUCAGGCCAAGUGUCUGGCUGGUCGGCUUUGAUGAAAGGAGCUCCUUUAUCCACAUCAAUGGUGAAUUCACUGGUGACAACUCCUGCUUCAAGCUUAGCGGAGCUCGAGAAAGUGUUUGAGAUUGCAGUCAGUGGGCCAGACGAUGAUAAGAUAUCUGCUGCUACUAUCCUCUGCAGUGCCUCUUUGAUUAGAGGUUGGAAUAUUCAGGAACACACUGUCCGUUUGGCCGUGAGAUUGCUUUCGCCACCUCCUCCUGCUGAUUAUCAUGGAAGUGAUAGCCAUUUGAUUAGUUAUGCUCCUAUGCUAUUUAGUGUGUUGGUAGGAAUUUCGUCGGUCGACAGUGUUCAUGUUUUUUCACUACAUGGAAUGGUCCCUCAACUUGCAGCCUCAUUGAUGCCCAUUUGUGAGGUAUUUGGAUCAAGGGCACCUAAUAUCACAUGGAAACUUCAAACUGGAGAAGAACUUUCUGUACAUAUGUUGUUCUCAACAGCAUUUAUUCUUCUUAUGAGGCUUUGGAGGUUCAAUUGUCCACCUCUUGAACAUUGUGUAUUGGGAAAAGGUGCCUCACUUGGUUCCCAGCUAACUCCUGAGUACCUUCUCUUGGUUAGAAACUCACAAUUAGCUCCCUCUGGUAACAAGCAUAGAGAGAAAAAAUUUAGCUCCCAAGAAGGUUUGAGCAACCGAAGGGUUUCAUUUUCAUCUACGCAACCUAUCUUUAUGGAAUCAUUUCCAAAGCUUUCGACUUGGUACCGGCAGCAUCAAGCUUGUUUAGCAUCUACUCUCUCUGGUCUUGUCCAUGGUACACCUUUUCAUCAGGUUGUAGAUGGGCUUCUGACCAUGAUGUUCAGGAAACUGAAUAAAGGAGGGCCACCUGGGGCAUCAGCCAGCAGUAGCUUUAGCAGCUCUUCUGGCAAUGGAAGUGAUGAUAUCUCUCAAAGACCAAUGCUACCUGCAUGGGAAAUUAUGGAAGCAGUUCCAUUUGUAGUAGAUGCUGCUCUUACUGCUUGUUCACAUGGAAGGCUGUAUCCUCGUGAGUUGGCUACAGGGCUCAAGAUUCUCGCUGAUUUUCUUCCAGCUUCUUUAGCUACUAUAGUGAGCUACUUCUCUGCUGAAGUAACACGUGGUGUUUGGAAGCCUGCCUUCAUGAACGGUACUGAUUGGCCUAGUCCUGCUGCAAAUCUUUCUUAUGUUGAAGCAGCAAUCAAGAAAGUCGUUGCCACCACCGGUGCUGAUGUUCCUAGCCUUGAGAUUGGAGGAAGUUCACCUGUUACACUUCCCUUGCCUUUGGCAGCAUUUGUAAGUCUCACCAUAACAUAUAAACUUGACCAUGCAACGGAACCUUUUCUCAACCUUGCUGGCCCAGCAUUGGAAGGACUUGCAGCUGACUGUCCAUGGCCCAGCAUGCCAAUAGUUGCAUCUCUGUGGACACAGAAGGCAAAGCGCUGGAAUGACUUUUUAAUUUUCUCAGCAUCUCGCACUGUCUUCCUACAAAGCACUGAUGCCGUUGUUCAGCUUCUGCAGAGCUGUUUUUCUGCCACUCUUGACUCUUCCUCUGGUAAUCCCCUCUCAAGUAGUGGUGGAGUUGGUGCGUUGCUUGGCCAUGGACUUGUGCCUCUUCCCUCUGGGGGACUUCUGCCAGUUGCACCUGGUAUUCUCUACCUAAGGAUGUACAGAUCGAUUCGCGAUAUACUGUUUGUGACAAAAAAAAUUCUCUCUGUUUUAGUAGCUUCAGUGACAGAAAUUGCUACAAAGGGCAUGAGCAAAGAGGAAGUGGCUAAGCUGAGUAAGUCCAAAUAUGGAAUGAGAUACGGGCAUCUUUCCCUGUCUGCAGCUAUGGGGAAGGCCAAGCAGGCAGCUGCUCUAGGAGCCUCACUGCUAUGGCUGUCAGGAGGCACUGGUCUGGUCCAGAUGCUAUUCCAAGAGACUCUUCCAUCUUGGUUUUUGUCGAAAGAUGGGCUGCAGUCUGGUGAAGCACAAGGCAAGGCAGCCAUGCUGAUAGGUUAUGCCCUUGCAUACUUUGCCAUGCUAAGUGGGGCGUUUGCAUGGGGUGUGGAUAGUUUCUCCAAACGCAGGCCUGGGGUACUAACUGGACACUUGGACUUCCUGGCUGGUGUGCUGGACGGCCAGAUAUACUUGAGCUGCAACUGGGCUACUUGGCACGCCUAUGUGUCUGGAUUCCUGGGCCUAAUAGUGGCGAGCGCACCCAAGUGGGUAGGAGAAGUGGAUGUGGAUACUCUUAAGAGACUGAGCAGAGGGCUGAGGCUGCUGGACGAAAAGGAACUUGCUCUCUCACUUUUGGAAGGGGGUGGUGCCGGUGCUAUGGGUGCUGCUGCAGAGUUAGUUAUUGGGUCCCCAAAUUUUGCUUGAGUGCGUGUAUGUAAGAUAGAGAGAGAGAGGGAGAGAGAGGGAGAGCUUGAGAAGCAUUCUUAUCCGUGUACCAUUGAAUGAAAAGCCAUUUUCUACAAGUUUUCUUUUCCUUGGGCGGAUUAUUGUUGUGCUUGUUCAUGGGACUGGUUGUUUCACCUGAAACGCGUCGCAAACAGAUAGAGAAUCGGUCUGCAUGGCCAUAUUGAUUCGGCCUGUAUCAAUGUCUGUAAAUUUGAUUUUUACUUUUAAAAGAAUAUGAAAUAAUUUCGUUAUUA